UCUCCAUCCGGGUGCCGCGGCGCGGAUAAGAGCCGGACCGCGCCUGCGCGCCGCGCGCCGCUCCUUCGACCUCUGCCGCCGCAGUUGCCGCCGCCGCCUCCCGGGAAGAGGGGAAGCAGAAGAGCCCACGUCGCCAUUCACCCACGUCCUCCAGCCGCGCCGCCCCGAAGACUGUAAGAUGUUCGCCUGCGCCAAGCUCGCCUGCACCCCCGCUCUGAUCCGAGCUGGAUCCAGAGUUGCAUACAGACCAAUUUCUGCAUCAGUGUUAUCUCGACCAGAGACUAGGACUGAAGAGGGCUCUACGGUAUUUAAUGGGUCCAGGACUGGUGUGUCCCACCUAAUCCAAAGGGAGUUUCAGACCAGUGCAGUCAGCAGAGAUAUCGAUACUGCUGCCAAAUUUAUUGGUGCAGGUGCUGCCACUGUGGGAGUGGCUGGUUCUGGUGCUGGUAUUGGAACAGUCUUUGGCAGCCUUAUCAUUGGUUAUGCCAGAAAUCCUUCGCUGAAGCAGCAGCUGUUCUCAUAUGCUAUCCUGGGAUUUGCCUUGUCUGAAGCUAUGGGUCUCUUUUGUUUGAUGGUUGCUUUCUUGAUUUUGUUUGCCAUGUAACAAAUUACUGCUUGAAAUGUUGGCAUUCAUAUUAAUUACGGAUGUAAUUCUGUGUAUCUUACUGUGACUCCGAAAACUAUAGUGUUGGUGUCAUGGAAAUGUACGUUAUUUCCAAGGUCAUUUCAUUAAAGGUAAAAACUUUAA
Molecule: messenger RNA, 748 nt
Organism: Neofelis nebulosa (Clouded leopard)
Lineage: Eukaryota; Metazoa; Chordata; Mammalia; Carnivora; Felidae
Gene: ATP5MC3
Product: ATP synthase membrane subunit c locus 3
Exons: 5
Coding region: 179-604 (141 amino acids)
Biological process (GO): proton motive force-driven ATP synthesis; proton transmembrane transport
Molecular function (GO): proton transmembrane transporter activity
Source: RefSeq, a predicted model, not a curated record